GGGUGGGUCUUUAUGCAUGCUGAAAUGUGUUGCUCCUGCACAGGAGGCCUUGUAGUGUUCUUACGUUACUCAGGAGAAGCCAGGCAGAUCAACAGUGGCUCCAGGUUAACCAAUUUUCCGACUCACCCUCAGAUGAUAUAGGCCUGUCUGCAUCUGUCCUGCAACAAUGGUUGUUCCCGAAUCCCAGGACACAAUGUACUACCCUCCUAGUGACUUGCAGAAGGAUGCUCAUGUGGCUGAUUUUAGCUCGUAUCUGGCAUUAUACAGGAAGUCUCUUGAGAAUCCAGAAGCCUUCUGGAAGGAGAUUGCUGAUAAGUUUUUUUGGAAGAAGCCAGCCACCGGACCAGUUCUGCAGUACAACUUUGAUGUGAAACAGGGGAGCAUAUAUGUCAAAUGCAUGGAUGGAGCCAAGACCAACAUGUGCUACAAUGUCUUGGACAGGCAUGUGAUGGAGGGGAACCUCGGUGAAAAGGUUGCCUAUUAUUGGGAAGGAAACUCACCUGACCAUCACAUGACCAUCACGUACCGCCAGCUGCUGAGCCAGGUCUGCCGCUGCGCCAAUGUGCUCAAGCAAAUGGGUGUGAAGAAGGGAGACCGGGUGUCCAUCUACCUGCCCAUGAUCCCGGAGCUCGUCUACACCAUGCUGGCCUGUGCCAGGAUAGGAGCCAUCCACUCAGUUGUGUUCGCAGGUUUCUCCUCCGAGUCUCUGUGUGAGAGGAUCAUGGAUGCACAGAGCUGCGUACUGGUGACGGCAGAUGGUGUUUACAGAGGAGAGAAGCUGAUCAACCUGAAGCAGAUUGCAGACGAGGCUCUGGAGAAGUGCAGGGAAAAUGCGUCGUCUAGUGUCACCAAAUGCCUCGUCAUCAAGCACCACGCACUGAGGACGAAAAGCGGAGCUACAUGCAAUAAACUACAGACCCCCUGGGACUCGGAGUGUGACAUCUGGUGGGAUGAGGUGAUGAGAGACUCACCUGAAGAGUGUGAACCUGAGUGGCUGGACGCUGAGGACCCGCUGUUCAUCCUCUACACCAGCGGCUCCACUGGCAAACCCAAGGGCGUCCUCCACACCAUUGCUGGAUAUCUGCUCUACACGUCGCUGACCUUCAAGUACGUUUUCGACCAUCACCACGACGACGUCUACUGGUGCACAGCCGACAUCGGCUGGAUCACCGGCCACUCCUACAUCACCUACGGCCCCCUCGCCAACGGUGCCACAAGUGUUCUGUUUGAAGGAAUCCCAGUCCACCCUCACGUCGGUCGCUUCUGGGAGAUAAUUGAAAAGUAUAAAGUGACCAAGUUCUACACAGCUCCCACGGCCAUCCGCCUGCUGAUGAAGUACGGACGGGAACCGCUGCAGAAGUACGACCUCUCCAGCCUGAGGAUUCUGGGAACUGUGGGCGAGCCGAUCAAUCCGGAGGCGUGGCAGUGGUACCACGGGGUGGUCGGUCAGGGCAGGUGUCCCGUGGUCGACACUUUCUGGCAGACAGAGACGGGAGGUCAUGUCUUGACUCCUCUACCUGCAGCCACGCCGCUGAAACCAGGCUCCGCUACCUUUCCUUUCUUUGGAGUGGAGCCGACGAUCCUCAACGAGCACGGAGAGGAACUGGAAGGAGAGGCCGAGGGUUAUCUGGUGUUCAGGCGGCCCUGGCCAGGAAUAAUGCGCACCGUGUUCCAAAACCACGAGCGUUUCGAGAACACCUACUUCAAGAAGUUUCCAGGCUUUUAUGUGACUGGUGACGGCUGCAGGCGGGAUAAAGACGGCUAUUACUGGAUCACAGGGAGAAUAGACGACAUGCUGAAUGUGUCAGGACACCUGAUGAGCACAGCGGAGGUGGAGGCGGCUCUGACGGUGCACCAGGCUGUGGCCGAGGCUGCAGUGGUGAGUCGUCCUCACAAGGUGAAGGGAGAGUGUCUCUACUGCUUUGUCACGCUAAAACACAGCAGGGAGUUCAACCGCACGCUGGUGGACGAGCUCAAGAGACUGGUGAGAGAAAGAAUCGGACCAAUCGCCACACCGGACUUCAUUCAAAACGCCCCGGCGCUCCCUAAAACCCGCUCAGGUAAGAUCAUGAGGCGAAUCCUGCGGCAGAUCGCCCGUAACGAGAAGGACAUGGGCGACCUCUCCACGCUGGCCGACCCCAAGGUGGUGGAGGUGCUGUUCAGCCACAGAUGCGAAGCCGCGCCCUGAACAAAACCUCCUUCGUCUCUACAUCUCUUUUCUAAUAUAUGCAACACAUAUGCAGACAAUCACACAACUGUUAAUUCUGGAUCAGCAUCUGACUGAUUGUUGGGCAUUCUUUGACAGGGCUGGGAUCAGAAAAACAUAAUGCAGCUGAGGCGUCUAGGUUACGGUUUUUAUCGUGUGUGAAGGGAACUAAAAUAGAAGGUAGCGAUAAUAUUUGUGUACAUGUUCUGAUAUGAGGCUGCUGGUGGUUUGCGUUUGGGCCAAAAAACGUCACACACAUGCAUGGAGGAAGAAGUGAGUGUUUCUUGAUGAAUAUAGAUGAUGAUGAUGUGAUAUGUAUGAUGUAUAUUUUAAAUCGGUUAUAUGUUUUCAUGACCUGAGAAUAAAUUGUGUUGAAUCCU
Messenger RNA from Mugil cephalus (flathead mullet), 2586 nucleotides. RefSeq names its product acyl-CoA synthetase short chain family member 2 like (gene acss2l). The record is from RefSeq and is a predicted model, not a curated record. NCBI's taxonomy places the organism in Eukaryota, Metazoa, Chordata, Actinopteri, Mugiliformes, Mugilidae. Bases 167 to 2188 code for a protein of 673 amino acids. The transcript is spliced from 18 exons. Gene Ontology annotation, molecular function: acetyl-CoA synthetase activity; AMP binding.